This is a messenger RNA of Medicago truncatula (barrel medic), 4319 nucleotides long. RefSeq names its product CST complex subunit CTC1. The transcript has 16 exons. Lineage: Eukaryota; Viridiplantae; Streptophyta; Magnoliopsida; Fabales; Fabaceae. The coding region runs from base 38 to 4027 and encodes 1329 amino acids. Gene Ontology annotation, molecular function: single-stranded DNA binding; telomeric repeat DNA binding. The record is from RefSeq and is a predicted model, not a curated record. Gene Ontology annotation, cellular component: CST complex. Gene Ontology annotation, biological process: positive regulation of DNA replication; telomere maintenance via telomere lengthening.
AGAAACAAUCUCACAAACACUUGGCGCGCGUAUCCCGAUGGAACACCCAAACACGAUUACACUCUCAAACCUCCUUCAACUCUCUCGUCCUUUCACCGCCUCCGCUUCUCUCCCAUUUCUAUCCACACACCCUCCUCCACAAUCUCACACCCCCACCACCGACCACCGCAUCCUCACCACCCUCAACCGCCCUACCAUCAUCCUCGGUACCCUAACCCUACCCAACCACUCACCUCCCUACCAUUUCCCUUGCUCCUGCUUCAAAUUCUCCGACGCCUCCGCCACUGUCUGCUGUGACAUCCUCUCCUUCCGCCUCGCCGCUGUCGGUAAACAAAUCCGCAUAACAGCAUGGAAUUUCAUCCCAUUCAAAAACCCUGGAAACAAUGGAAGCAAUACCGGCUUCUUGGAGAUUAUCAAAUGGUGUUUUUUCAAUCCCAACGACGAAUCAAAUCUUGUGGAUUCGCUUCCUGUUACUCCGAAUUUACCGGGGAGUAAUAGCAUUGCUGGUGGUAAGUAUUUUAGGGGUGUUCAUGGAGUUGUGGAGUCAGUUACUCCUAUUUCAACUGUCCCGUGCAUCACACCUGCGAGUAGCGCGAAACUGGAAUACAAUUUGAAUUUGGGUUCUAGGGUUAACACAUUAGGGUUUUUAGUACAAUUGUUGUGUUGUGAGUGUAGAUUAUGUAGUUCUAAGGAUUUAGUAAACAAUUUGAGGAAUGGUUCUUUCAAAAUUGAUAAUAUGAAUGGUCAUUCUUUUACCAAAAUGGAGAUUUUGUAUUUUUGUGGCAAUGCAUCGACGUUUCAACCUGUGAUGACGAAGCUGAUUGGUAAUCGUGUUGUUGUUUCGGGUUUGAAGAAGAAAUUGGUUUAUAUAAAUAAGGAGGAGUCUUGUUUGAUGUAUUUGACUUUGGAGGAGACGGUUUUGCAUGUUUGUCCGCGUUUGGAGAAAUUGAGGCCGAGAUUGAAGAGUGAGAUUAAGGGAAAGGGUGAGUGUGGUUGUUAUACUGGUGUAAUUAGAGGUGUUUACAUGAAAGGGAUGGCUUUGGAGUUGGAUAAUGAUGUGUGGCUUCUUUUAACCGAUCAACUACAUACUUUGAUGCAUGGUUUACGAGUUGGCUCCAUUAUAUCUGUGAGAAAUGUUCAUUUUGUGAAUCCGAAGUUUUCGUGGACUAAAGUUGUUAUUCUUGGGGCAUGCGUCAAGACUAGCAUUAUCGUGGAAUCGUUCUCCCCACUGGAAACUGUGUGUAAUGUAGUUUUGCAGUCUACAAGUAUGCUAGAAAAGUUCAUUCAGUCAUUACCAUUUUCAGCAAGACUCUGGGUAUUACUUCUCAUUUCAAACUUCCGUAAAAAGUUUGCUGGUAGCUUAUCUGACAAGGAGAUUUUGGGAUCAAAACAUAAUGAAGGGCUAGCUCAGAUGUAUGCCAGUUCGCUCUUCCCUACUUCAGUAUUUCAAACUGAGCGUGGUGCUUUCAUGGGGCUGUGUAGACAUGACUUUAAUGGCUGCGGUAGAGAAAUGCAUUGCGGUUUCCUGAAAUUGGUAGUAACAAUGUCUAUCUUCAUCCAUCACUGUAUAAACACAUUACAAAGAAUGCUAAAGUCAGAAAGUCCAUGUAAAUUAUUGUCUGUUGGCAAUCAUUUCAGUAUUUUACCGCGUCAAGCCAGAUAUAAUAGUAGAUCAGGUAGAAAGAUCAUUUCAAGUGAAGACGUAGGCGUUGUUUUGCAUGGAUAUCUAAAGAUUGAUCCAUUGACUAGAAGACUACAACUGAUUGAUGCUACUGGUGGCAUUGAUGUUCUUAUACCAGACCUUCCCUUGACUUGGAAUUCCAAUGACAUAUUUGAGGUGACAAACUAUGAUGUUAUUAUGGAUGGCAUAGACGAACUUGUGGAUCAGUUGGAAUUUAGUGAAUCAUUAUCAUGCAGAAUGAUCUUUAAUUGUACCAAAGUGGGAAGACGAUUUAGCACAUCGAUUACUGUUUACUGUCUUUGGAAGAAUGUUAGAUGCAGAAAAUCUCCUCUUUACCCUUGUAUCAAUAGUAAGAAUGAAGCUAAGAUGCUUGAAUCUGGAUCCUACCAUUUUCUUAGAGUGUCUCACAAAUUUCCUUUGCAAGAAAAGUAUUCUAAUAAUGUUAGUUCCAACAAGUCAAGUACUUUUGUUGAAGCUAUACUGUUGCCUUACAUUUUAUUGCUGGAUGGGAAGGAGGAAAUUUUACAUCCAGGCAAUGUUUAUGGGGACAAGGCAAUAGAACUUUCAAAAUCUUGUUUCAGUGAUAAUAAUGAAGAGCGAGUUUCCUCCAAGAGGCAGAAACUUAUUAAGAAAUCAGUAAAUACAUCCAAGGAUGAGUUUCACACAUCUGUUUAUGAGCUGAAUGCUUGCUCUAAUACUUUUAAGGAAUCAAAAGAGAACAAAAAAUUGGAAGAUUUGAGUUCUGCUGAUAUAUUGUGUACGGUUACUUUUAGAGGCCUCGAAAAUGAGGAUGUGGUUCACCAGGCUCUGUUGCGCUCUACAUCACGUAGUAAAGAUACGUGUUUUAAUUCAAAACCUAAUGCAAGGAAAAUUUUGCUUGAGUUCUCAUCUGAUAGUUUUUUAAAGUAUCAGUUGUUGCAUAUUGGUGGUUAUUACAUCAUAGAACAUAAUGCAAAAGAUUGCUUCAGUGCCACAAAUGAUGCUGCUUUUGGCAGCAGUGGUACUGCUAAUUUUCUUAUUGACUCUGGAAAACAUAUAUGGAGCCUUGCUUUUAUUUCUGAUGAUGCCAUUGAUGGGGUUCGACCUAAAGUUCAAAUUCAACAGCAACUGCUGAGUUCCAAUGAUGAUUCUUCGAGUGUCUGUUCGGAUGUUUGUCUUUAUCUACCUGUCAACCUUACAGGUCUCCUGGAAGAUAAUGUAACAGAAUCAGAAGAUGGUCAAAUUCAAAAAUUUGAAACAUCAGAACUGAGUGCUAAUAUUUGUUUCAACAUUGGGACUGUAGUGGCUUGGCCUAAUUUUUGUUCUGAACCUCAGAGUUCAAACUUCGUGUUUCCUGAGGGCAAGUUGAUUUCUCUCAAGGGAAAUGUAGUUGGCAUUCAUGACAUCAGCUCCGGUUUCUGCAAUUCAUGCUCAAGUGGGGCAAGCCUUGAUGCUCUUCAAAUGAAAGGCCUUGUUGGGGCUAAAGGAAGUUUCUGUAUUCAUGUUUUAGUGCAUCAUAAUGUUGUAAAUAUUUUUGGUUCUAUAAGUAAACAUGCUUUUCCGACUGGUUUCGGACCUGGUGUAACUGCAACAUUUCAUCGGAUCCUUGAUGCAAGGGCCCAAAAGUUUAUGUUGCUUCCUGUGUCAUUCAUCGAAAUAAAUUCGAUAGAAGUAUAUGAUAAACCAUGCAGUAACAGAUUACACACUUUAAGGCCUCUAAAAGAUGCAUAUAGCGUGUCUCAGGAUUCUUUCCCCUGUUUGAUUUCCCAGUUGCCUCAGUGCCCGAGUCAAAAGCAAAUAGUGCUUCGAUGCAGGGUUGUUGCCGUUAUUGUUUUAGUUCUAGAGAGGAAGACUACGAAUUUAUAUACAAAAGCAAAAAUGAAUUCUAAAGGGAUUCUUUUGGACAUUCCACUUGUUUGUUUUUUGUUGGAUGAUGGGUCAUCAUCAUGUUAUUGCUGGGCUAAUGCUGAGAGGGCAGCAACCUUAUUAAGACUUCAACAUGAACCCACUACAUCUUGUCAUCUUGCCAGAAUUUUGAAGAAGUACAAGAGAAUUACUGUGAAAAACCGUGGAUCGCUGAUUAAUUUUCCAUACCAAGAUCUUGCUGUUUCUGGUGCUUCUUGUGAUGCUCUUAACCCUUCCGACGAAAGCCUCAUGAAGUACAUAAUCUUCAAUGCAUGUGUAGGAAGAACAUGGAAUGUAGUUGCUAGUGUGAUGGAUUCAGAGGAAGUUGCACAGUUGAAGAAUGAAUACCUUACACAUAUGGUGAACAUGAAACCCAUGCAGAACAUAUGGGCUAAAGAAGUCUCGUGCUCACGCGGUCUGGCUGAGGCAAGAAAUAUGCUUCGAGAACUUUUGAAAAGUUAGUUCCUAUGAUCAAAUUGUGAAGGACCAUAUCAGAUUCUACAUUGACUAGGUGAAUAAAUUAUAUACCAAUUUAUAGUUGGAAAAACUAUCAAAAGUAGCAUCUUGUAAAUGAGGCACCAUCUGAUGUAUCUGAAGUUCUGACUAUUGUGUCUAUAAUUUUGUGAAUUCAGAUUCAACUAUAACUAACAUUUAUAAUUAGGAUAUGCAAAUCAUAUAGAACAUGGGUUAUUAGUGUUAUUAGUUAUUUGAUUAUGACUUUCCUCUCUAAUAUUAUUGGCUAUAAUGAAAUGAA